Toxotes jaculatrix (banded archerfish) is the source of this 1034-nucleotide messenger RNA. Its product is annotated as regulator of G-protein signaling 9-binding protein. The record is from RefSeq and is a predicted model, not a curated record. Gene Ontology annotation, biological process: G protein-coupled receptor signaling pathway. The transcript has 5 exons. The coding region runs from base 306 to 1034 and encodes 242 amino acids. Gene Ontology annotation, cellular component: neuron projection. NCBI's taxonomy places the organism in Eukaryota, Metazoa, Chordata, Actinopteri, Toxotidae.
CAAGCUGUGGGUAAAGUUCACCUGUGAACAUUACACCUGACGACCUGACCGGGCUCACUCUAUAAAUAACCCUGACAUGACGCAGUCCACCUGGACAGAGGUUUGCCUGCGAGGCAGAGCUGAGGUAAAAUAAAGAGGCUCCUGGGAGGCGUCGGGCCUCAGCUGGGCCCCGAGCGUUAAUUAAAAACACUGACGAUCCCCCGAGAGGAGAAGAAGAAGAGUGUUUAUAGAAACCUGCACGGUCCUCCACUACAGAAGAAGAGGCUGGAAGGAGCUGUGAGCGGCUGCAGGUGUGUGAUGACAUCAUGAGUCGGUGGCGUCGGUCGGUGGACGAGCUGGCAGUGCGGCGCCGGCAGCAGAGCGAGUGUGAGCGCGCGCAGGAGGCUCUCAGUCGGGUCACUUCCUGUUUCCAGCAGCUGGUGGCGUCGCUCGGUGGCUCGGCGGACUGCAGCUUCCUACGAGACGAGAUGGAUGAGACGAGGGCACUCGCUCACCGGAUCUGCAGUGGUCUGUCUCGGCGUCUGGUACGUCUGCUGUCAGACUGUGACUCCGUCCCCUCAGGUGUAGAGGAAAGACAGGUGUCGGAGCGUCUCUGGGUUCUCUUCCUGUCAGCGUUGGAGAACUUCCUGUCUGACCUCCGUAAGGCGAGGGAUCUGAUUGGACAGUUCCCUCUGACUCAGCGCUACGAUAGGCGCUCGUUGGUCAACACAGGAUGUAUCGAUGGCGUGGUGGGCGUGGCAGCCCGAGUGGCUUUAGUCCAGGUGCCUUGGCUCACCUUGGAGGAGCAACCGAGUCCUGAUCUGACCAAUCACAUCACGGGACUGGAGGCCAUGCUGAGUGAGAUGCAGCUGAGGGUGCCCGUUGCAUUCUGGAUGGUGGAGGCGACGCAGCCGGCCUGGGCCGAAGCUCGCGGUGAGCUGGACGAGCCGGACGUCAGCCUGGAGGACCUGAUGGAGGUCGAGGUCGUCUCCAACAACAACAAGAUGGCCGCCUGCUGCCAGCCGCCGUGCUGCGGACUGGGCUGUGUUGGGUAG